AUGGAGGUCAAGACUGCUUCGGGCACCACUAUCCCACUACUAGCUGAAGAAUACACAGAAGUAAGGCCAUUAGGUCGUGGCUCCUAUGGGAGCACGUCCCUUAUGCGAACAAGGGAUGGGUCACUGGUGGUUCGCAAAAGGAUCGAUCUUAGCGUAUUGACUGACUUGGAAAAGAGACUGUGCCUCAAUGAAAUUCAGAUUGCCUCGAAGAUGUACCAUCCACACAUCGUAACAUACUUGGGAAGCUAUGUGGAUAGGAAUUAUUUGUGCAUCAUUACUGAAUAUUGCAGAGGCGGAGACUUACACCAGUACAUUGCUCACAGGAGGCGUAUUAACAAGCCAAUAAAGGAGCAGCGUAUUUUGAUCUGGUUGACUCAAAUUCUCUCAGCACUCGACUUUUUACACAGCAAUCACACUUUGCACAGAGAUCUAAAAUCCCUCAAUAUUCUGAUUGAUUCCGAUAAGAACAUCAAGUUGUGUGACUUUGGUGUGAGCAAAUCACUCACAAACACUGGAGAUAACACCAACACAAUCAUUGGUACCCCCUACUACUUUAGCCCCGAAUUAAUAAACGGAAAUAAAUACAGCUGGCCGUCUGAUAUCUGGGCUUUGGGGUGCCUUAUCCACGAACUCGCAACCUUUAGGACACCCUUUGAUGGAGCAAAUGGCAUCCAGCAUUUGUGCAAGUUGAUCAAUUAUCACCCAGUUCCCGAUUUGCCAGAUACUUAUUCUAGGGAGCUAAACAUGUUGUACAAGUCCAUGAUGUUUCACGACUUGAGAUUCAGAUUAACUGCAGCUGAGUUGCUUUCCACAGACCUAAUACAGAGGAUGAUCAAGUCGUCUGAGAACAAUCCGAUCGCUGAUGUCCAAGAGGGAGUAUAUUCUACUUUGCUAGGAGCGGAUGCUCACGAUUUGGAGUGUUACAGUAAUGCAGGGUGUGAGAAUGAAACAAAUGUUGCAAAUUAGUCAUCAGUUGGGAACGUUGCCAGUGGACUCAACUCUGAGGGCAUUUGGCAGCGAUAGGCCGAGAUCUACCGACAAUUGCAGUACAUAUAAUUUUAAAUACUAACUUUUGGCGGUAUAUUCACAUUGAGCGGCCAGGAAUGCGAGCUUUCCGGUGUAGUGAGCAACUACACAAUAAAUCA
Molecule: messenger RNA, 1145 nt
Organism: Theileria equi strain WA
Lineage: Eukaryota; Apicomplexa; Aconoidasida; Piroplasmida; Theileriidae
Product: protein kinase domain containing protein
Exons: 8
Coding region: 1-966 (321 amino acids)
Biological process (GO): protein phosphorylation
Molecular function (GO): ATP binding; protein kinase activity
Source: RefSeq, a predicted model, not a curated record